AUGUCGUCGGGAAAGGGAAAGGAUACGGACAAGACAAAUACAUAUGAGGUGAGGAAGGAUAGGGUAGUGACGAAUGUGCAGGGAAACCCCAUCAACGAACCUUUUGCCACGCAAAGAAUUGGGAAGCAUGGCCCGUUGUUGAUGCAAGAUGCCAACCUGAUCGAAGUGCUCGCACGUUUCAACAGAGAACGGAUUCCGGAAAGGAAUCCGCAUGCGCACGGAUCGGGGGCUUUUGGUUACUUUGAAGUCACCGACGAUAUUACGGAUAUCUGCGGAUCAGCAAUGUUCAGUGAAAUUGGCAAAAGGACGAGAUGUUUAACGCGAUUCUCGACGGUGGGUGGUGAAAAGGGCUCGGCGGAUACCGCUAGAGACCCAAGGGGGUUUUCUACGAAAUUCUACACUGAAGAAGGUAAUUUGGAUUGGGUUUACAACAAUACGCCGGUCUUCUUUAUUCGUGAUCCGGCCAAGUUCCCACAUUUCAUUCACACUCAAAAGAGAAACCCUCAAACUAAUUUGAAAGAUGCUAAUAUGUUCUGGGAUUUCUUGACUACACCUGAGAAUCAGGUGGCCAUCCAUCAGGUAAUGAUUCUUUUCUCUGAUCGUGGUACUCCUGCAAGUUACAGGACGAUGAAUGGUUAUUCUGGUCAUACGUAUAAGUGGUCGAAUAAAAAAGGGGAUUGGCAUUACGUGCAGGUUCAUAUCAAAAGUGAUCAGGGCAUCGAAAAUUUCACAAACGAGGAAGCUGUCAAACUAGCAGGUGAAAAUCCAGAUUUUGUUCAAAAGGAUCUUUUCGAGAAUAUUGAAAAGGGUAACGCACCCUCUUGGACAGUUUAUAUUCAAACAAUGACGGAGGAAGAGUCCAAAAAAUUGCCCUUUUCAGUUUUUGACCUGACGAAAGUUUGGCCCCAUAAACAGUUCCCAUUACGUCGUGUGGGUAAACUUGUAUUGAAUGAAAACCCCAAAAACUUCUUUGCACAAGUGGAACAGGCAGCAUUUGCACCAAGUAAUACAGUCCCAUAUCAAGAAGCGAGCGCUGAUCCAGUUUUGCAAUCAAGACUGUUUGCAUACUCUGAUGCUCAUCGCUACAGAUUAGGUGCAAACUUUAAUCAAAUUCCAGUAAACUGCCCUUUUGCAUCAAAAUUUUUCAAUCCUGCCAUUAGAGAUGGUCCGAUGAAUGUUGAUGGUAAUUUUGGUUCAGAGCCUAAUUAUUUGGCUCAAGACAAAACAUAUCAAUAUAUUCAACAGGCUAGACCUAUCCAACAACAUCAAGAAGUUUGGAAUGGCCCCGCAACACCAUUCCAUUGGGCCACUUCACCUGGUGAUAUCGAUUUCGUUCAACCAAGAAUGUUAUAUAGAAAUGUUUUAUCAAAACAGCCAGGUCAGCAAAAAAAUUUGGCUCAUAACGUUGGUGUUCAUGUAGCAAAUGCUUGCCCAGAAAUUCAAAAACGUGUUUUAAAAAUGUUCGCAAAAGUUGAUCAAGAAUUGGCAUCUAACAUAGCAAAAGAGUGUAAAGCUGCUAUGAUUCAUGCGGAAUCGCGUGCUAAAUUAUGA
Molecule: messenger RNA, 1551 nt
Organism: Zygotorulaspora mrakii
Lineage: Eukaryota; Fungi; Ascomycota; Saccharomycetes; Saccharomycetales; Saccharomycetaceae
Gene: CTA1
Product: catalase A
Exons: 1
Coding region: 1-1551 (516 amino acids)
Biological process (GO): hydrogen peroxide catabolic process; response to hydrogen peroxide
Cellular component (GO): cytoplasm; mitochondrion; peroxisome
Molecular function (GO): catalase activity; heme binding
Source: RefSeq, a predicted model, not a curated record